Molecule: messenger RNA, 2064 nt
Organism: Zasmidium cellare ATCC 36951
Lineage: Eukaryota; Fungi; Ascomycota; Dothideomycetes; Mycosphaerellales; Mycosphaerellaceae
Exons: 2
Coding region: 1-2064 (687 amino acids)
Source: RefSeq, a predicted model, not a curated record
AUGGGAACCAUGUUGCGGUACAUACCCCGGGUCCUGCUCAAGUAUCUUGCUCAAUGCGCUCUCGGCGGGUUCCUAGCAUUUGGCUUCGUACAAUACCAUACCUGGAUUGUUUUGGGCUGGACUUUCGAGUCGGUAUGGACAAUCUAUCGCACCCUUCUCUCGUGUGUCGCUUGGCUUGGUGGAUGGAGAGCGGCGAUACUCUUACCUACGAAGGGAUCCAAUCGCUGUGGGACAUGCAAAGCAGAAUUUCUUCAAUGCAAUAAGUCCUUUCAAUACCCUGCGUUAGUCGACGGUGCAGACAGUAUCCGUCUCCUUCGCAUCAUCGAGGAUCAACAACGUGACAUCAAGUGCCAGCUUGCAACAUUCAGUCUGGACGAAGCACCGGACUACCUUGCCUUGUCAUACCGCUGGACCGCUGACGACCCGAAGCAUAUGCUAACCCUCAACGAAAGUACCUUUCAUGUCCGCGGCAACCUCCACGACUUCUUGAAGACUAUGAAACACGAAGGCAACCCUAGUUGGCUCUUCAUCGACGCCAUUUGCAUCAAUCAGCACGACGUCCGUGAGCGAAGUCACCAAGUCGCCUUGAUGCGUCAAAUCUAUACCAGCGCAACCGAGGUAGUAGCAUGGCUUCGAUGCGAGAGCAAAAGACCGACUAUCGACGGCGAGGAGAUGACGAUCCGAUCCUCACCCGCCGAAAUGCGAAAAGCUCUCAAGAAGAUGACCGAUGAUCUGGAUGACGAUCCUGAACUAAAGCACCUACCUGCUGGAGCCAUUGCGAUGAUGAAAGAAUCCAUGGAAAAGUACGCUCGAGAGAGGUACGCCGAAAGGUUCAAGGCUGUUCAAGAGACGACGGUAUGGCACAUCUUUCUGGAGGAUGACUACUGGACCCGUCUGUGGCCUGUUCAAGAGAUUCUCCUCGCUAGGAACCUGACGUUUCGGUGUAGGAAAGUGGCCUUCGACUGGGUGGAUCUUCAGAUCGUUGUGGAAGAACAACGUCCUGAAAUCCAUGGGCUUUAUGACAAGGCACAAUUACCGCCUCACAGGGCGUAUCAGCCUGCUCGAGACAAUGGUCCACUCAAGAUGGGGGCCCACAAAUUAACCAUGAUGAGUGAACUACUCUGGCGAAAACACCACCAACAGCGACUGGUAGGCCACUUCAACACAUGCAUCCCCCUCUACGAAGCCAUCAUCCAAUUCGCCGGCCAAAAGUGCACCGACCCGCGCGACAAGAUCUUUGGUCUUGUGGGAAUCUGCCAAGCGAAGCUCAAACCCUACUACGAUAUGCCUCUCUCCGAAGUCUACCUACGAGCCUUGGUCGAAGGCCUAGUCGAGAUCUUCGAAGAACACUCCGCCGAACCUGACAAUAUCUCUUCAGCUGCAUCAUUGAAAAAGAUCACAACCUUCUGCUGGGCUCUCCGGUACGCACUCGGUCUCGACGAGAUGAGCGCCACAGUGAGCCUCAUCACCAAAGAAGUCCUACACCUCUUCUCCCCGCCCCAAUCGAUGAUUUGCGACGACCUCUCCUGGACCGGCCUGCCCCUCAACGGCAUCGUCAUACGAAACAUCCAACCUCUCCUAACCAACGACGUCCUAGCCUUCGCCUGGACACACUUCUCCCUCGACAAGAUCUACUACGACAUGUCGCGGACGUUCUUCGAAGGGCGAUACCCCUGGAUGGGCAAAUUCAAAGAGUGGGCGAACAACGGCGGGUGGAUUCGAGCACGACUCCUCGCCGUUUUCGCGGAGAUGAUCUUUGGGCCUUUGUAUCUUGCUAGUCGGUGGCCGUUGAUGGUUUAUCACACGUAUGACAGUUUGAUGACGUUGCCUGGGGGUGAGGAGGUUAGAAAGUAUGGUGAGUGGAGUAAGAUGUCUGGAAGGGUGUUUCAAGAUAUGAUGAAGGACGGGAUCGUGCCGAGGAAGUUUUAUAUCUUGACGGUGCUGGAGGAUAAUGAGGAGAGGAUUGUCGAUGCUCUGGGUGGAUUGCUGGCGAAGGGCAUGGCUUUCUUCGCCGGACAGGGAGAAGACGAAGGCCACCAAACGACUGGCAACAACAGCACCUGA